Messenger RNA from Phoenix dactylifera (date palm), 1146 nucleotides. Lineage: Eukaryota; Viridiplantae; Streptophyta; Magnoliopsida; Arecales; Arecaceae. The record is from RefSeq and is a predicted model, not a curated record.
AUUUAGAACCCAAUGAUGUUGAAGAAACCAUUACAAGCUGUCCACAGAAAAUGCUACAAUAUUCACAGAAAUUGGAGGCACAAUAUGAAAUUGCAUUACAAGCAUGUUAAGAACGUCUUACAUGUGGAUCCUUAUAGUCAUCCAUACGAACAUGUGACUCAAGAGGAUUGGCGCCACUUAAUUGACGAUGUGUGGAAAAGCAAAGAACACAAGGUGAGAUCAAAAGCUGGCAAAAAGAAUAGGAAAAAGCUUGAGUACAAUCAUUGUUCAGGAUCUCGGUCAUUUGUUGCAACAAUGACUAUACAGCCGGAGUUUAAUGGUUCUGAAAACCUUGAAUUUCCAGAAUUCUAUAAGAAAACUCAUACCAAGAAGAACAAAGAGUGGAUUGAUCCUAUUUGCGCCGUGAAACAUUCAAAGAUGUUGAGCUUGCGAGAAGAAUCUUCCCAAUCCGGUGUGCAAUUAACAUCAGAGGAGAUGUCUAGGCAGGCACUUGGAAAAAGGAAGAGAUACAUUCUUGGAUUUGGGGAUGGGCCGAAGCCCUCUUCAUCUUCUUCCACACCUAGUCGUGUGUCACAAGACCAUGUUGGGGAGUUACAGAAACUUAAAGCUGAGAUGGAGAAGAUGAAGAUGGAGCGUGAGGAGCUGCGGAGGCAAUUGGAACAGGAGAGGAGAGAGCGUGAGGAGGAAAAGAAAGAGCGAGAGGAAGAACAGAAGCAAAUUGCACAUCUUACAAGUUUGGUGACAGAGUUCUUAAAGGAAAAGACUCAAACGCAUAAGUCGUCUAUCCAUCAUGAUGGGGCCAUGUAUUCAACUGGUGGCACAAAUACUCGUUGAUACAUGGUGGAGUUAUGAGCAUGUGAAUCUAGUUUUUGGUACAUGGAUAGCUUUUGUUCAGAUGAUCAUGGUGGAGUUGUCUACAAGCAGAAAUCAGUUUUUUGUUUAUUCAUAUUUUUAUCUACAUGAUGGUUGUUUGGAUGAAUUGCAAGAUCAGAUAUUUUGGGAUUUUUAAUUUACAUUUUGAUGUGUUUGGUGAUGAUUAUCACCUUAACAUAUGGUAUGGAUGAAACAUUUUGAUGAAUGGUUAAUAGGUUUGCUUGACUUUAGACUUAUAGAUGAUGAUAUUUAUAAUGAAUGAUUAUGGAUUCU